AUGGCGGACGACAAGGAAGAUGUGCAGCUCUUCGGACAAUGCAAGGCGUGUAUCAUUUGCUCUAAGGAUCUGGAUCAAGACACAGCGCAGCAGCAUGCGUCGUUGAUUGAGGAGAACGGCGGAGAUGUCGUGAUUUAUGAGCCGCCCUCUACGUUCCCCCCAAUCAAUGAGUUUACACAUAUUAUCUCAUACACAAUUGAUUUUGCCGAGUACGAGACUGCUUGCGAUGCGCUUAUCCCCGUGGUGAAACCGGAGUGGCUGCACAUGUCCUUGGCUAAGAAGAAGCUUGCAAACCCGCGCCAACACAGUCCGGACCCGAGACUAUUUUUGAAUGAUGUCGUCGUCACCUGUGGCGAUAUACCUGAGGGCGAUAAGGACGCCAUCAUUGGAGGAGUGCUCGCCAAAGGCGGAGUUUACAAUGCAAGGAUAAGCGGCUUGGUCACGCAUCUGGUUGACCUGACUGUGGACUCGGAUAAAGCCCGACUCAUCCUGACCAAAAAGCUGAACGUGAAGAUUGUCCUGCCGCAUUGGUUUGAUGAUUGCCUCAAACUCGGGCGUCGGAUUGACGAACGCCCCUAUACGCUCCCGGACCCAGAGAUUCUUCGCUCACCACCGGGGGCCCCCAUUCGGUCUUCCGAGAACAAGGACAUUGUGGGUGCAUCUACGCCGGAGCCAUCUGUUCUACCAAACACGGCCAAGAAUCAGCAUAAAUUGGAUGUCUUCGAAGGGAAACAGAUUAUGCUCUCGCCUGACCUCGGCAUCGGCCCACAUCUGAAGAGUUCUAUUGAAGAAUUGAUCGAACAGGCGAAAGGAACCCUUACAUCAGAUGUCACCAAGGCUGAUAUGUUAAUAUGUCGCUAUCGAGAGGGCGUCGCCUACCGUGUCGCUUCGAGAUUGAACAAGGACGUGGGCAAUCUGUCUUGGCUGUAUCAUAUGCUGACGUUCAACACCUGGACAUCACCAUUACGCAGACUGUUACACUACCCAGUUUCUCGCACAAAGAUUCCAGGCUUUGAAGGGCUCAGGAUCAGUCUCUCGAAUUAUGUAGGUGAAGCAAGAGCCUAUCUGGAGAAUCUUAUCGCCGCCACUGGUGCCGAGUGUACCAAAACAUUAAAGCAGGACAACACCCAUCUGAUUACCGCUCACGGGAAUAGCGAGAAAUGUACAGCAGCACGGGAAUGGGGCAUGGAUGUUGUCAACCAUCUCUGGCUGGAGGAAAGUUAUUCAAAGUGGAAAAAACAAUCUGUCACCGAUCCUCGCUAUACGCAUUUCCCCAAACGGACGAACCUCGGAGAGAUCGUUGGUCAGACUAGACUAGACAAAACCGUCCUCGAGAGUCUUUUUUUCCCUUCAAAUGAUCCCCAGAGCCCUCGCAAUGCCAUACAGAACAAGGGCCAGAAUUCCACAACCGAUGCCAAACCUAGUGUUAUGCUGCCGCGGACUGAAAAGACGACAAAAUCGGAAGGAAGCUCCCGGGACACAGACAAUGCCACCCCCCGAACCACCGAGAAGACACGAAGGAUCGGCGUGAUGGACAAUGUACAAUUACUCACAACACCAGCACGGUCUCGGAUCGUCGCUGGCGGUAAGGAAAACGACACCCCAUCGUCUACCAGCAGCCGCAAGUCCAAAGAGACCGCCGCUGCGCGGCUGCAGGAGAUCGCGCCUGAUAUCGCUCUGUACGAAAAGGAGAUGAAGCGUGUCGGAGGCGUUAUCUAUGGCGGUCGGCGGAAGACGGACGAGGACCGGAUAUCGAUCGGUACGAAGAAGCGCCGGUCUGUCGAACCGCUCGACGAGAACCGCGAUGAGGAGAAUGCCACAGAUUCUAAGAGGCAGAAGAAAUCGCGGUGUCCGGUCUCCAUAUGUCUGUUGAUUACCGGAUACCAGAAAUGGGUGCAGAACCCAAAGAAGGAGGAUGCAGAUAAGCGACAACUGCGAGAACUGGGUAUCAUGGUUGUGCAGGAUGCGCGCAAGUGUACUCAUCUAGCUGCUCCGUCCAUCUUGCGAACCCCGAAAUUUGUCAGCGCGCUUGCGUAUGGUCCAGCUAUUGUCAGCACUGAUUUUAUUACCCAGUGCCUCAAGAAAGACGAACUACUCGACCCUUCGGCCUUCCCGCUGCAGGACAAAGCGUCGGAGGAAAAAUUCGGAUUCUCCCUUGCAGAGGCGACUAUCAAAGCGAAGAGAAACAAGAAUAAACUUCUGGAUGGCUACCGAAUAUACUGUGUUGAAUCCAUACGUGGAGGAUUUGACACCUUCAAGUCCAUCGUGGAGGCGAACGGCGGAAAAUGUGCCAUCUUCCGAGGGCGUAUUACCCUCGCAAGUCCAGCGGAGGACAGUGAGGACGACGACGAUAUGAAUGCCAGCAACAAAGGGCGCAGUGAGAUUUGCCUCCUCAGCAGCCAAACCCCAGACCACUCGAAACUAUGGCCGCGAUUUCGUCAGAUGGUGUAUGAUAUCGGCAGAACACCUCGUAUUGUUCACGUGGAUUGGCUUCUCGACAUCGCUAUGUCCCAGGAGCUGCACCGAGCCGAGGAAUAUGAGUUGAGCGAGGAUUCAAAUCCGCAGGCCGACCAUUGA
This is a messenger RNA of Penicilliopsis zonata CBS 506.65, 2577 nucleotides long. RefSeq lists its product as hypothetical. The transcript has 4 exons. Lineage: Eukaryota; Fungi; Ascomycota; Eurotiomycetes; Eurotiales; Aspergillaceae. The coding region runs from base 1 to 2577 and encodes 858 amino acids. Gene Ontology annotation, cellular component: Cul8-RING ubiquitin ligase complex; nucleus. The record is from RefSeq and is a predicted model, not a curated record. Gene Ontology annotation, biological process: double-strand break repair; DNA double-strand break attachment to nuclear envelope.